AUGAAAGAAGUCAUUGAUGAACUGACCUUCCCGUUCGGCGGCGAAAAGGAUCAGUGGGUGAAAGAACGUGGUCGAUGGCGUCUACCGUCCUUCGACUGGGCAUUACCCGACGUAGUGGUCCCCGACAUUCUAUUGAACCAGAGCAUAUCCAUCCAGGGUCCAAAGAAAGCUGAAGGCACCUCCACCACUACCUUGAUCAAGGAAAAUCCUCUAUAUCGGUAUCAGUUGAUUGUGAAUGGCAAGCUCCUCAGAAUGGGAGACGAUUCGCUGAAAGAGAACAAGAUGAGCGACAGCGGCCCGAACCAGGAACUUGCCCAUUUCCUGGCUUGUGCAUAUUGUCUAACUUCGAUAGUGGUCCCAAUGUUCCGGCACAAGCAGAGGGGAAUCACAAAGAACACCACCGAUUUCUCCGGCUUCACCAACGCGGAAUUGCUGCAGGCAAACAUCCAUAGCAAAAUCACCGUCAAGGUCAAGGUCGGAACGUCCAAGUCUUAUCAUCUCGUCUGCGACCUUGUGUAUCGGCUUCUUUCACCAAAGUAUACCUUGACGUAUCGCGACUUUGGAAACACCAUUUCGUCCAACCAAAAGCCACCGGCUAGUUGGCAGGGAUACUUGUCUUGGGAAAUGAUUCACGACAGCCUCCAUUUAAGAUGUCGUCUGGCUCUUGUUGACGCAUCAGCCAAGCAGAACUGA
This is a messenger RNA of Fonsecaea pedrosoi CBS 271.37, 693 nucleotides long. RefSeq lists its product as uncharacterized. The transcript has a single exon. Bases 1 to 693 code for a protein of 230 amino acids. Lineage: Eukaryota; Fungi; Ascomycota; Eurotiomycetes; Chaetothyriales; Herpotrichiellaceae. The record is from RefSeq and is a predicted model, not a curated record.